CGGAGCAACGUCCAACGGGGAAGGAGGCGGAAACAAUCGGCGGGAAAUUAAAAUGGCGCUGGUCGCCUUCCAGCAACUGAGGGAUUUGGUCGAGGCCCAGCAGGCUUUGCUGGACGAGCUGAGGCGGCAGAUAGCAGUACAGGAAGAGAAUUCAGUCAGCAAGGUAGAAUAUGAAGCGAUUGUAAAAAAAUUAGAGAAAGAAGAGGAAGAACACACAGUGACAAAGACUAAUCUAGCUAAGGUGUCAGAACAGUUGGAGUUUGCUCUUGGGGAGAUUGAUGUCCUGUCAAAGCAUCUUGAGAGAGAAAAGCAAGCAUUUGAUAGCGCACUUUCUCGUGUAAACCACAGAGUGCUAAAGCAAUCAGUCCAAAAAGAAAAGUUGAUAAGCAAAUGCUCUGAAAUUGAGACUCACAUUCAGAGACAGGAAGACAUUUUAAACUUCAAAGAGAAUGAGAUUAAAGAGCUACAGCAUUUCAUCAAUAAGCAGAAACAAACAUUAAAAAAACAAGCAUCUGAGUUCAAGAUAGAAAAACAACAGGAAAAUUACAUAUCAGAAGUGCUUGGAAAGAAGAACAAGAAAGGUUUCAAAUAACAAUAUAUACAUUAUAAUCAGUUGAUUUUAUAAUCUGUUUUUUAAAGCAGAGACAUGGGAGAGCCUAAGGAUCCAAAAUACUGAUAUAUUUUUCUGCCUGGCAAAAUAAAUGAGAAUUCUGCGUGGAAAACUGUAAGCAACAACAAUAUUUUAUUAUGGUCCAAAGACCCUUAUUGCUCCGUAAGUGUACAAGAUAUGCCAGGUUAAUAAGAUUAACAACAAUAUUUUUAUUAAAUAUUAUUUAAUAUUUUAAAUAAUCUCUUCUUCUAUCAAAGUAUUUAACCCACUGCUGUGGACAUGCUUUUACAACACACAGUUGGAUGAAAUUUGCAACAGUUUUAACUGGCUAAAAUACAGGAUUAAAAUUGAUUGAAGCCAUACAAGAUGGCUAUGAGCAUAGGUAAAAAACUACAAAAGGCAUCAGGCAUGUUUCAGCCUGUGUCUAAAAUAGAGAAUUGUCUAAUCCUGGCUGCCUCGGAAAGAACCUCGGCAAUAGCCAGGGUCAUAUGGGGAACAUCAACCAAGUAAAAACUUCACAUAAAAUUUCACUGAACUGGUCGGUAAGUUUCUCAGUAGAGGAUUAAUUAUGUGUCCUCGAACUUGUUCAUAAAAACUGAAUGAAAAUAGAAUAUGGUAGAUACAUUCUACUUCCUGUUUGUUACAUGGGCAGAGUCUUUCAUUAUAUGGGAUACCCACAAAUCUCCCACACAGUAGUUCAGAUGGGAACACAUCACACCUUGCCUUUGAGAAUAGGCAACAGCAUUUGAACACAGUCAAGUUCUUUAGAUAAUUUCCUGCAUGGAAAGGCCCAACAUAAUGUAUGGACAGGGCACUUGGGGAGCAAGAAUGAGAACGCAGCUCACAAAAAGCAAUAUCUCAUAGUAUCUGAUUGAUUUGAGAGCCAUGUCAAAACCCCUGUUAGUUAGGAAGGAUACGAAAAAGCCAAUGAAGGAGGCUUUCUUAGAGUUGAUCUUAAACCAGCUGCUUAUAUGCUCAUCCUGACCUAAGUGGUGAAUUAGUCCGGAUCCGAGACUGAUCUUGAGCCAAUAUUUAAGUGCCCACCACCAGGCUCUAAUUGACAAUGGUGGUUCCCCAGAUUCAAGUAGUAAGGCACAGGAUGGUACACAUCUGAGGAACUGAAAGAGGACUCAAAAACGGUUUGCUGAUGGUCUAUUUUUUAUAUUAAGCCACCAAUCCAGAUACUGGAAGCGAAUUGAUAACUUCAGAAAUAAAAGUAGUUUCUUGCAUCAUCUUUGGUACAAGUGGAAUAUGCUAAGCAGACUCUGAAACAAAGUGCUGGUUAUUCAGUUGGAAGGAGAAGGCAUUCUGCAUACACUCAAGAGCAUUUACGUAUAAUUUAUUCUGUGAUUGUACUUUAGCCUUGCAAACCUAGACAUGCUUCCUAAGGUGCAAUCCCUUUAGAACCCUUCUGAGUAAGCGUACACUGGAAUGCACUGUUAGAAUAUUUUUAAUAGAAGGAAAAGAACCUGUCACUGAACAUUUGUGCUUUUUAUUAAAUAUGUCUCUGUGUGUUUUGUUA
Molecule: messenger RNA, 2132 nt
Organism: Anolis sagrei ordinatus
Lineage: Eukaryota; Metazoa; Chordata; Lepidosauria; Squamata; Anolidae
Gene: SPATA24
Product: spermatogenesis associated 24
Cellular component (GO): nucleus; cytoplasm
Molecular function (GO): DNA binding
Source: RefSeq, a predicted model, not a curated record